AGUGCAAUUGACGAUCUUCAAGGACGCGCGGGAGAGCUGAAGGGCGGGAAAGGAUUUCGCGGAUUCCUGAAAGAAGCCGUCUACGGGUCUCGCAACCAAGCUAUCCUUUCGAGCAUGAAGGAAGAUAUAGCGAGAGCAAUGUCCCUUUUUAUGGUCUACAGGAAAAUCAGCGUCAGCUACAGGAAGCUGGUAAGCCUAUUCGCGUUUUUUAGGCACAAUUCGAUGCAGACACUGACCACCGCUCUUGAAGAGGAUCGAAAGAUUGUCGACUCUAUUCCUUGGGCGGACGCAGGCUAUCGGUCAGUGAAUGAGCUCAAGAGCGGAUACAUGCAAGGCACCCGGAAGGAGCUGUUCGCAGAGCUAGAGCAGUGGUCAAUUGGUCGAUUCCCUGAGGACGAGCCCAAACGAGUUUGUUACCUCACUGGCGGGGCAGGCCUAGGAAAGUCGUCGAUUUCCCACCAACUCUGUGUCCGCCAAGACGUAGCGGAUCAUCUUUCGCUCAGACUUGGCGCUUCAUUCUUCUUUGUCCGUGGUGGCGGAGACCUCGAGGACGUUCGCCUCGUCUUUUCGACCCUUGCACGUCAGCUCGCGGUGUCUCAGUCGACCCUUCGCCCUCACAUCAUCAGCGCCGCGCGGGAAUACCUCGAUCAUGGCGGUCGGCAGCAGAUGCAGCACACGUUCGAUGGGCUCCUUCGGAAGGCCCUGACUGCUGCCCCCGCGGACCAAGCACCGACACUGAUCGUCAUCGACGGGAUAGACGAGUGCAAGGACAGGAAAUUGGUUCCUGAAAUGCUUCGAUCCUUGUUCAAUCUUGUCCGCGAGUUCUCCUGGCUAUACAUCUUCGUUGCGUCACGACUAGAACCUCAUAUCCAAUCGGUGCUUAUAGACCGCAACGAGGCCGGUGAUAUUCACUGUAUGCAGCUAGAAGAUACGGCGAACAGCAAAGGAGAUGUCGGGCAUUAUCUCAGGGAGACAGUGCCAAAGAUACCCUCCUAUGCCGCCUUCCUCGACAAGCACCCCGAUGCCCUAGAACGCCUCGUUGGCCGUGCCGCUGGCGUGUUCAUCUUCGCUCGCAUCACCGUGAACUUCUUGGACCAACACCAAAAUCGUCCGGAGGAAUGGAUCGAACUUGUUCUCUCCAGCGGAGUUCCGGUAACGUCACCCCUCGACGCGCUGUAUCUGCAGAUCCUGCGGUCCGCAUUUCCUCCGGAAGACUUGCACGCUUCACCUGCAGAACGCGAACGUCUCCUUUCGCUCUUGCGUUUCGUGGUGCUGGAAGAUGACUGGACAAACCCUGAGACCGUUGCGUUUUACGAACGUGAUCUGUCAGCCGACGACGUCUUCUACAUGGUGGACCGCCUGCGCUCCGUUUUGAUGAUUGACGAGCGCGGGCGUAUGGUGCCCCUCCACGCCUCGUUCGGCGAGUUCCUUCUUGAUGAGCGUCGCUGCAAUGAUGCGCUCUACCACGUGGACAGUGCUGAAGGGCAUGCUCACCUUGCAUGCGCUUGUCUAGCAGCCAUGUCCUUUCAGAAUCGCACAUAUCAUCUGCAGGAACCGGACUUGCCGCCCCAGCUCGAACGUGUCAACUUUAAUAUAAUGGUAACUGGCUGGUGGGAGCAUGUUUGGCGCGCCAAAUGUAUCGCGGAGCUGGAGGAGCAGCUAUCUCAGUUCGUGCAAGAUAUCAGACUGCCCAUGCAUAUGUGGAUUAUCAGGGAGUUUGAUUCUGAAAGCUCUUACAAUAAUGCCUUCUCUAUGCGGUGGAUGUGGGGUCAUCUGGAGCCUUCUGGAGCAAGAACUGUGAUAUGCUCCGAGUUCCUCAAGUUUGGUAUUUAUAGCAAACUAUGGCAACAUGGCAUCCUCACAUCUCCAAGUCGCGCCCCACCACAAAUUACCUCGGACGAUAUAUCUCGAGCACCGCUUGGUACGGUAUCAGGCCAUCAUGGCAGAUCUGAUGAAACAGAUAAACCGAGAUGAAGCGACCUGGAUGCUGUGGGACAUACAUUACUCGUCGCGCCGGGAGCAAGCUUGUUUAGCAGGUCAGGACCCCGACGGCUCCGAACCCAGUACACCUCUCGAUAGCCCGACUGCCACCACCUUAUCGUCUUCAUCCAUGGUCUCCGCCGCACCAGAGAUACUUCUCACACUUGACCCAGAGGGCAACACCGUCCUUCCUACCGAUAAUGGCGGCACGGCGCCCGAUGCGGCCAAUAAUAUCCCGUCGCCGGCCCUCGAUUCUCCCAGCGGUGGAUUUGUUCGUCACCCUGCGACCUUACAUAUAGCGGCCUCUGGUAUCCAUACCAGCCCAGCACCCGCUCCUGCAGAUGGCCAAGUGUUCUCCACAUUCCUACUACCCACUCCGAGCUCUGCCAACG
Phanerochaete carnosa HHB-10118-sp is the source of this 2372-nucleotide messenger RNA. RefSeq lists its product as uncharacterized. The record is from RefSeq and is a predicted model, not a curated record. The transcript has 4 exons. Bases 115 to 1974 code for a protein of 619 amino acids. NCBI's taxonomy places the organism in Eukaryota, Fungi, Basidiomycota, Agaricomycetes, Polyporales, Phanerochaetaceae.